ACAAUCUUGAAAUGUUGAAUCUAAACGGAAAGGUCGCCCUCAUCACCGGCCUGGGUCAAACCAACGACGAAGGCUGGGGCAUCGGAGCAGCCAUUGCCACGCUCUUUGCUCGCCAGGGAGCAACUAUCUUUGGAGGAAACCGCACACUUGCCUCGGCUGAACGGACGAAAGAUCGCAUCGAGCAAGAGGGUGGGGUCUGCGAUGUGGUUGAAACAGAUGUGACCAACGCUGCAUCAGUCAAGAACCUGGUAGACCAAUGUAUGCAGAAGCAUGGCCGUAUCGAUAUCCUGGUCAACAACGUCGGCCGCUCUGAGCCUGGCUGUCCAGCCACCAUGUCUCCGGAUGUCUGGGAUGCGCAGAUUGGCACAAACCUAAACAGUAUCUAUCUGACUUGCCACUAUGUUCUUCCCUUCAUGGAACAGCAGACCUCCGGUGGUGCUGUGGUGAACAUUGCAAGUAUCGCCGGGCUGCGAUAUAUCGGAAAACCCCAAAUCGCCUACUCUGCAACAAAAGCAGCCAUCAUGCAAUUUACUAAAGCGACGGCUGUCAUCUAUGCCCCCAAAAAGAUUCGACUAAACACUGUCGUUCCGGGGCUGAUUUAUACGCCAUACACCAAAGCCCUCUCGAAGCGGUAUGCCCCUGGGGGAGACGAAGAAGCUUAUAUGAAGAUGCGCGACGCUCAAGUUCCAAUGGGGCGUAUGGGAGACGCGUGGGACGUGGCGAAUACGGCUUUGUUUCUGGUUUCUGACGAGGCCUUGUACAUCACUGGCCAGAAGAUCGUAGUAGAUGGAGGAAUUACUUCAUCAACGGGGCGUGUAUAAUGGCAUUUAACUAGAUUCGUG
Messenger RNA from Aspergillus wentii DTO 134E9, 842 nucleotides. Its product is annotated as SDR family NAD(P)-dependent oxidoreductase. Bases 12 to 821 code for a protein of 269 amino acids. Gene Ontology annotation, molecular function: oxidoreductase activity, acting on the CH-OH group of donors, NAD or NADP as acceptor. Lineage: Eukaryota; Fungi; Ascomycota; Eurotiomycetes; Eurotiales; Aspergillaceae. The transcript has a single exon. The record is from RefSeq and is a predicted model, not a curated record.